AUGGAUAAUGGUAAUUUAAUCUCUUUCACACCAUUUGACUUCAAUGGAUUCCCUGGCGAAUAUGGACCUCCUGAACAUUAUGAGGAAGAGGAACCAGCCGUGCUCAAGGGGAAACAAGGGCUUUGUCCUGCUGGUGUACAAGAUUUUCAGAAUGUUAAUCAUCUUCCAUUGAAAUUCAGUUUCUACCAGCAGGUCAACAAUAAGACCAAGAAUUUCGAAGACGAUCAGCACCAAGAACAACAACAACAACAACAACAACAAUCCAAGUCAGAUUACAUGGUGUUUGAUGAUUUUGAUACUCUUGGGCCUGCAGCAAAACCAGUCUCACGGCAGGAAAUUAGUAGUCAUCAGCUAAUUGUAUGCAGCGGCCCACAUAGAUCAUCAUCAACCGGUACAGAUAUUGCAGAAUCCAUUAGGCAAAUGCAAAUUCCAUCUUUAUCUUCUAUGGGGCUCUUAAGCGACUAUGGAAACUUCGGAUUCAAGAAACUGAAAGGAGAUCAAAGAUUAAGCAACGUAAGCAUGAGUAGAAGCUAUAUGAGCCGCAAGAAAUCGUCAACCGAAGAAAUCAUGAGGGUAGCAGGGGCAAGGUAUAUACAAUUCUUUAAUCGGUACUACUACGAUGAUUAUCAUAACAUGCCUAUGCAUCCUUUUGGUUAUGCUCUUUCGGGUUUGUCCGAAGAAGAAACAAGAGAUGUGGAACUUGCCCAUUUGCUUCUAGCUGCAGCAGAGAAGGUUGGCUAUCAGCAAUUUGUCAGCGCUAGUAGAUUGCUUCUACGCCGAGAAUGGAUUUCUUCCUCCAGAGCUAACCCUGUUCAGAGAGUUGUGUUCUGUUUUGCUGAAGCACUUCGGGAGAUGAUCGAGAGGGAAACCGGAAGGGGCAAAAUCAAUGAAAGAAUGGAGAAUAAAAAUAUGGGUGAGAGUCUCCGUGGAUUAAGUACAUCUAUCCCAUUUGUUAAAUGCUACCAAGCAAUCCCUUUUCCUCAAGUAUUGACGUUUGCCGGAAUCCAAACUAUAUUAGAGAAUGUUGAGUCACAAACUAGGAUCCAUUUCAUUGAUCUUGAAAUCAGGAGUGGAGUUCAAUGGACGAUUGUGAUGGAAGCUCUGGCAGCGAGAGUGGAAUGCAGAAUAGAGUGUUUGAAGAUUACUGCAGUGGGAUAUACGGGCACUAAGAAGAUAGAGGAAACAGGGAAGAGGUUGGUAAGUGUUGCUGAGUCUCUGAACUUGCCCUUUUCAUUCAAGGCAGUUUAUGUAUCAAACAUGGAUGAUAUUAAGGAAGAACUUUUUGAAAUCGAAGACGACGAUGAGUCCCUGAUUAUUUACUCUUCAUUAGCACUAAGAACAAUGAUUUCGAGGCCUCGUUGCUUGGAAAAUUUAAUGAGAGCGAUAACAAGUGUCUAUCCCUCUAUGAUGGUAGUCAUAGAAAUUGAAGCAAACCAUAAUUCUCCAUCCUUUGUGAAUCGCUUCAUUGAAGCACUUUUUUUCUACAGUGCAUUUUUUGAUUGCCUCGAGAAUUGCGUAAAGGAGGAGGAGUGUAGAAAGGCAAUCGAGGGUGUACUUGCAGAGGGUAUAAGAGAUAUUGUAGCCAAGGAAGGGAGUGAAAGAAUUACUCGAAAUGUGAAGAUGGAAGUGUGGAGGGCUUUCUUUGCAAGGUAUAAAAUGGUAGAGACUAAACUGAGUGAUGCAGCUAUGUAUCAAACAAGCUUGGUGGCUAAACAGUUCGGUUGUGGGAGUGCUUGUAAUGUUGAAAGGAAUGGAAAGUGUCUGAUUGCUGGAUGGAAAGGAACCCCUAUAAAUUCCCUUUCGGUUUGGAAGUUUCGUUGA
Molecule: messenger RNA, 1821 nt
Organism: Ziziphus jujuba (common jujube)
Lineage: Eukaryota; Viridiplantae; Streptophyta; Magnoliopsida; Rosales; Rhamnaceae
Product: DELLA protein RGL1-like
Exons: 1
Coding region: 1-1821 (606 amino acids)
Biological process (GO): regulation of DNA-templated transcription
Cellular component (GO): nucleus
Molecular function (GO): DNA-binding transcription factor activity; sequence-specific DNA binding
Source: RefSeq, a predicted model, not a curated record